Messenger RNA from Cyprinus carpio (common carp), 654 nucleotides. Its product is annotated as deleted in malignant brain tumors 1 protein-like. The record is from RefSeq and is a predicted model, not a curated record. Lineage: Eukaryota; Metazoa; Chordata; Actinopteri; Cypriniformes; Cyprinidae. The coding region runs from base 1 to 654 and encodes 217 amino acids. The transcript has 4 exons.
AUGGAAUCUGUCAGGUUGGUGAAUGGCAUCAACUCUUGUUCUGGAAGAGUGGAGGUUCUUCAUAAUGGAACAUGGGGAACAGUGUGUGAUGAUGGCUGGGAUCUAACAGACGCUGCAGUGGUUUGCAGAGAGAUGGGAUGUGGGGAUGUGAUCGAGGCGAAGAGUGCUGCUUCUUUUGGCCAGGGAUCAGGAACGAUAUGGAUGGAUGAUGUACUAUGUGCUGGGAAUGAAUUUACCCUGAAAAGCUGUUCUUUAAAUGGAUGGGGAAUACACAACUGUACCCAUCAACAUGAUGCUGGAGUCAUCUGCCAGUCUGUCAGGUUAGUGAAUGGAGACAACAAGUGCUCUGGACGAGUGGAGGUUCUUCAUGAGCAGCAGUGGGGAACAGUGUGUGAUGAUGACUGGGAUCUAACAGAUGCUGUAGUGGUUUGCAGAGAGAUGGGCUGUGGGAAUGUGAAUGAAGCAAAGAGUAAAGCUUAUUUUGGACAAGGAUCAGGACCAAUAUGGAUGGAUGAUGUAAACUGCGCUGGCACAGAGUCCUCACUGAUGAACUGCAGGACAAAUGGAUGGGGAACACAUAACUGUGGACAUUACGAAGAUGCUGGAGUCAUCUGCAGCAGUGAGUCAUCUGUGAAGGCUUUAUUAGGUUGGUAA